Molecule: messenger RNA, 6153 nt
Organism: Bicyclus anynana (squinting bush brown)
Lineage: Eukaryota; Metazoa; Arthropoda; Insecta; Lepidoptera; Nymphalidae
Gene: RhoGAP102A
Exons: 16
Coding region: 2062-6051 (1329 amino acids)
Biological process (GO): signal transduction
Source: RefSeq, a predicted model, not a curated record
AACCGCGCGCGCGUCGCUACAGCCCUACGCCUUCCCGCCUACGCGAGUGACAUUCAAAUUUCGAAUUACUUCGGCAGUGAACUGUGGAGUUUUAUGAAAAAAGUUUCUAUUUGAAUAUUAUUUUUUUUUAGUGUGAACUUUAAAAAAAAUAAGUGAAGUGUCUAUUGUUAUAAAAGACGCAGUGAUAUGGGCGCGCGGCGAGCCGGCGCACGUGGACGCUGCUUUUUGGCGGGAGACGCCAUGUUGGUUCUACUUUGACAAUUUAAAUAAAAGUGAAUAGCACCAAUAAUAAGGAAAGUGAUAAAAGUGAACGGUACAUUAUGUAAAGUGAUGAGGUGAAUAUAUGGAAAGGCGCUCGAGGCGUUUGUGAGUGAAGUGACAUAAACACAAGUGAAAUGAAGUGAAAACGAAUCUAGUCAGGAAAAUGGGUAUCCAAGUGGAGAAUAGUGUAAAUUAUAGUUCCAGUAAUACAUGCACUGAGGAAUUUUGGACGAAAAGAUGUCGCGAAGUUUCCCGAAUGCAGCCCAGCCGAGUUGGAUUCGACGGUUCACCUCUUUCUCGAAAUUGGACCUACCGAACUGGAUCAUAUGUCCUAGGUAUAUGUAUUCGUCUACAAUUUCGAGUGCAGCGUUCUCAACCGGUCCGGUUUAUCUUUUUAAAAUUCAUAAUUAACAGUCAGUAAUUGGUUCACAAUAGCAAAUUGAGAACUACAAUCUAAUAUUGAAGGUGAAAAACAACGUACAACAUUUCACUGCAUUAAGCGUUGCAAUAUCGCCCGCUGAGGGCAAUAUUACGAUUAUGUUUUCAAAUUCAAUUCCUACUGCAAAUAAACAUAAUAUUGAGUAUCGGAGCGUGGCAUACCGCGCGGGCGUUCUGAAUCAUUGUGUAGUUAUCUAGUCAUAGAAGAAGAUAUUUGUUAAAAACUAUUUCAUCAUCAUAUCAGUCAAUGAACGUCCACAACAAGACAUAGGCCUUUUGUAGGGACUUCCAAACAUCCUGAGCCGCCUGCAUCCAGCGAAUGUCUGCGAUUCGCUUGAUGUCGUCAGUCCACCUGGUGGGGGUCGACCAACACUAUGCUUUCUAGUGUGGGGUCGCCAUUUCAGCACCUUGGGACCCCAACGUGCAUCGGCUCUUCGAACUAUGUGCCCCGCCCAUUGCCACUUCAGCUUUGCGACUCGUUGAACUAUGUCGGUGGCUUUGGUUCAUCUGCGGAUCUCCUCAUUUUUGAUUCGAUCACGUAUUACUUACGUAUUUUAAUUUUAAUUUAUAAUAGGAACAGUACACGGGAAAAGCAAGGCACUUAUAGAUUGUAUGCAAGCUGCCGCUUGUUAAAGUCCUUUACUCAUGAUAGGGUCAUUCAAAAUAUACGUAGAUCUGUAGGUAAUUUUAAGAAAUUUAGUAGUUAAAACUGAAAAGGCAUUGUAUAUUGACUAAAGUCUCAUCAACAAACCUGCCUCAUUCUUUAAAUAUUUUUUACAAGUUUAUUUUGGCUGGUGGGAGGCUUCGGCCGUGGCUAGUUACCACCCUACCGACAGAGACGUAUCGCCAAGCGAUUUAGCGUUCCGGUACGAUGUCGUGUAGAAACCGAAAAGGGUGUGGAUUUCAUCCGCCUAACAAGUUAGCCCGCUUCCAUCUUAGACUGCAUCAUCACUUACCAUCAGGUGAGAUUGUAGUCAAGGACUAAUUUGUAAAUAAUAAUAAAAAAAAAAAAAUAUCAGCUCUCCAAAGGUAAAUAAAUUGUGUGACAAGAAUAAGGUUCUCAGUCGCCACCUGUACUUAGCAACAGUAAAGACCUUACGAGACCUUUAAAGUUUAAUUUUCAACAAUGUUUUAAUGUCCAUUAGCCAUUUGUGAGGAAUUUCUUUCUUCUGUAUCAGGAGGGGUUUGGGGUCGGCUAACUAUAACUGGAUUGCGGUCAAGUCAAAUAAAACCAAAUUCGUUUAUUUCAAAAAGUCUUAGUUUAUGAGUAAUUUUGAAACGUAAAAAUCGUCUCUUUGCCGAGAUUCAACCAGCGGUUCGGUAGCUAAAUUCUACUGCGAAGAGCACACGACUAGCGCCGCGAUGCUGGUGCUGCGCGCGGGCUCGCGCCGGUGGCAGCGCGCCGGCGCUGGGCGGCGACGGCGGCGGCGCGUGGGCGCGAUUUGUUUACGCGGCCGCAGUCCGCGCGCCGAGCCGAGCGCCGCCGCUCGCGCACCCUAUAUUCAGUUCACGGCCGCUCUAUUACCGGCCGUCUAUUUCGGCGCACAAUAUUGCGACCGGUGCGGAGCGCUCAGUGCGGGCAGGUGCGCGCCGACGGCAUGCGGCGCGCGCCCCGCUAGCAGCAUGGAGCGGCGCCGGCGGCUCGACCCGCCCGACCCCAUGACCAAGCCCCGCCGCCGGGAGAAGCCGCGCGAGCGAUGGCUGCUCACGCGCAAGACGUGGCGCUACAUGGCCGACGCCGGCCGCCGGCUCGUGCCCGACGGCGGACGCGCCGACGACGUCCCCCGCCUCGAAGCGUACUUCCAGGAAGUGUGUUCGCGCGAGCCGCGGUUUCUGCUCCUGCGCAAGAGCUCGUACCCCGGCGUGCUCCCCAAGCCGCGCCGCAAGAAGCGUGCGCGUGGUGGGUCCGUGCGCGCGCGCUCGCCGCCGCUGGAGCCGCCGCCCGCGCGCCCCGCCGACUUGCGCCUGCACACGUCGGGCGGCCGCUUCGACAUCGCCAAGCUGCGGCGCGAGUUCUUCGCCGCGCCGCCGCCGCCCUCGCCGUCCGCCGGCGCGUCGUCAGCAGUCCACAGCGCGUUCCCUGCAUUCAGCGCGUUCGUCCCAGGCCCGCGACCGACCGCCGCAGACGACGUCGAUGGGACGCUACUUGACUUGCUACGCAAGCACCUCACUCUGAACGAAGCGCCGUCCGCCCGCCCGUGCGAAUCGGACGAGCUGCUGCAAGCGCUGAGAAGCUACCUCAAACGGCAGGCGGAGCGCGCGCCCGCCGAUUCUGACGCGGAUCCGGCGCAGCGGAUCUUGCGCGAGAACCUCGGCAGGUACUACCAGCGGUCGUCCGCUAGAGACAAUACUGUGCAAGAUUUGUUGAACGAUAAGAGUUUGUUAAAAAAACUUUACAAUGAUCUCCGUAAAACGAAGCCGUACCGCGGCGGCCGGGGCGCCGGGGGCGGAGGCUCCGCCGGGCCGGGGGGUUUCGGCCCCGGCGUCGGGUUCGCGGGGACUUCGCGGAGUGUGUUUCGCGGCCGAAUCGUUGGCGUUUCCGAGUUCACGGACGAGGAGUACGGCCGCUCGCCGCCGAUGUCUCCGCCUCCGCUCAUCGAGGUGGCGGGCGAGUCGGCCGAGGAGCGGCUGGCGGACGCGGGCACGCAAACCAUGCCCAUACGUGAGGAGGAGCUCCAGGAGCUGGAGCGCGCGUACCGCGAGCAGCUGGACGCGGAGACGCCGGUGCUCCCCGCGAGCCCGCCACCCGAGCGCCGCCCGCGCCGCCGCUCCAGCGUCGACCACGACGACGUCUCCCAAUCCGUCAGCGACACCAUCAAACGGUACCUGCGAAUGGCGCGCAAAAAAAGCGUAGACUCGGAUAAAUCGGACCGUUUCAAACGCAUCAACUAUGACAAGAACUUACGGAAUAUCAAGCCGCGUCCACCGGGCGCUGUUGACGACGAUGGGCUCAACAAAGGCGUGCAAACUGACGACGCGUGGAUACUGUCGUAUCGCGAACGUUCCAUGGCGUCGACGCCGACGUCGCCACCGUCCCCGUCUCAGUCGCACUCGUUCCUGUCGUCGCUGCUCGGCCGCGGGCCCACAGUGACCAUGCCUGUGCCCACAGGCGGCAUGCAGAAGUCGCGCUCGUCCAGCAGCGUGGUGCAGAGCGUCAGCAAGCGGCUGUGGCGCACGCGCAGCCGCUCGUCCAGCCGCGUGGCCGCCGCCUGGACGCCUCAGGGCAGUUGUUGCUGGGCAGACGGCAGCGGGCGCUGCGUGCGGCUGGCCGACACGUCGCUGCUGAGCCUCACCGAGGUGGAGCGGCGCGCGCUGCAGCAGGCGGCGCUGGCGCGGCUGCAGCAGCUCAACCUCGGCACCACCAUCAAGAUACCUGAGGACAACGCCGCGACAGUCGCGCCCAAGCCCAAGCGGCGCGCCUACCUGCUGAAGAGGAAGGCGCUCACCACCGGCUUCUUCGACCAGAGCCGGGCCAAGGACGGCGACAAGGAGAAAGAACCGAUGGGCAAUGUGUUCGGCGUGCCGCUGUCGCAGUGCGUGGAGGCGGAGCGCGCGCUGCGGCGACACGGCGGCUCGCGCGCCUCGCUGGCGUCCCUCAACGCGCUGGAGAAGGCUGACGAUAGUGAAUCCUGCGAUUCCGGUGAAUGGGGUUGGUCGGGGUUAGAAGACGGUGGCAGUGGGCCCAAAGUGCCUUCAAUAGUGUCCGCCUGUCUGACCCACCUGAGGAGACACGCUCUUCACACGCUGGGUCUUUUCCGAGUGUCAUCCUCUAAGAAGAGGGUUAGACAGCUUCGUGAAGAGUGGGAGAGAGGCCAAGAGACGGCCCUAGACGCCGCAGUGAGUCCACACGACGUGGCAGCCCUACUCAAAGAAUUCCUGAGGGAUCUCCCCGAUCCUUUAUUAUGCAAAGAUCUCUACCCUGCUUUUCUACAAACACAAAAAAUCCGCAACCGUCACCUCCAGUGGGAGGCGCUUCAGCUCAUAGUGCAGCUGCUGCCGGCGGCGCAUCGCGACACUCUCAACGCCUUGCUGUCCUUCCUGGCGCAGCUCGCGGCCAACGCUGACGAUGACCGCGAGCCUGGGAACAGGAUGACCGCAGCGAACCUUGCCACUAUAUUUGCGCCCAACAUUCUGCAUAGGAACAAUCCUAAUGAGCCUGCCAGUCCCGAACAACUCCUCUCAGAGAGAGCAGACGUGAUCAACGUGGUGCGGCAGCUGGUGGAGCGGCACAGCGAGCUGUGGGCGCUGCCGGCGGAGCAGCUGCACCAGGCCUACAUACACCUGGCGCAGUCCGCGCCCACGCACCUCGACUCGCUGCUACUGAGGAGAGCUGAAUCAGCAGCGGAAGCUAACGCAAACGCAGAGGGUGCGAAGAGACUUUGGUCCCGCGAAAGCUUCCUCCAUGCGGCUGCAAACACCGCAACCCUGGCCUCGUCACCAAAUGCCAGGGGGGAGAGAUCGAGUCGACCUCGUGCCGCCUCUGAUACCUCUUCCGCUUCUUUAUCUUCCACCAUCACCUUUCUCACCAGUAGAGUACGUAGUAGUGAAGAGCGAGGAAGCAGUGGUAUAGGCAUCAGUUCACCCCCCCGAGACUCAGCGCCGGACUCAAACGACUCUGCCAGUGACUACAAUGAAACUGGCAACGCGUCAGAAGACGACUGCGUCAUCACCGCGUCUCUCCAUAUCCCGGCGAUCAGGCCGCGGCGGCGCUCCACAUCGGGCUCCUCGUCAUCAGCGAAGAGGGACUCUGCGGUGGGCUCCUCGGCCGCGUCCCCCUCCCCCGCCUCCAGCGCCUCGCCCCCCGCCAGCCCGCCGCCUCGUCCGGAGCGACCGGAGCGGCGGCACGCUGAUAUUGAGAGGCUCGUGGCGUUUGGGAGAGAAAGGAACACUUCCGACGCUCGAGCAGUCGUCGUCAAACAACACGAUGAAACCACCGUAACGCGCACCCGUGUGUCUUCCAGACAAGAGCACACAGUCAGGAGAGAAGACAUACACAAUCUCAGGAGAGAAGACAACCCUCGACGAGAUGAACACGCUAUAAGAAGAGAAGACAUACACAACAUCAGAAGAGAAGACAACCCUCGACGAGAUGAACAUAAUAUAAGAAGAGAAGACCCCAUUCCAAGACGAAUAGAAAACGCUACACACAAAAGAGAAGAUCAUAGCACAAGAAUAGAACAUACAAUUAGAGCAAAUGAUCAAAAUGUUAGGAGGGAUGAUCAUAAUGUUAGGAGAGAUGAUCAUAAUGUUAGGAGAGAAGAUCAAACGGUUAGGAGAGAGGAAAGGAGAGAAGGUACCAUGCUGUACAAAAGGGGAGAGCUCAUAUCGAGCGCCCAAACCCGGCCCACAUGACACGUUGUAUACAUACACGCUUUUAUACAUAAACGUCUAUUUAUCAUGUCGUCUUUUAUUUAUAUAUUUAGAGAAAUAAAGAUUUUUUAUUUUACACAAAAC